Messenger RNA from Dissoconium aciculare CBS 342.82, 2963 nucleotides. Its product is annotated as P-loop containing nucleoside triphosphate hydrolase protein. Gene Ontology annotation, biological process: mitochondrial respiratory chain complex III assembly; protein insertion into mitochondrial inner membrane from matrix. The transcript has a single exon. Bases 400 to 2625 code for a protein of 741 amino acids. Gene Ontology annotation, molecular function: ATP hydrolysis activity; ATP binding. NCBI's taxonomy places the organism in Eukaryota, Fungi, Ascomycota, Dothideomycetes, Mycosphaerellales, Dissoconiaceae. Gene Ontology annotation, cellular component: mitochondrial inner membrane. The record is from RefSeq and is a predicted model, not a curated record.
GCCUAGGAGAGCGCUGUUCUGUGGAUUUAGUACCUGUUAAUAAGUAUAUAGCUGCUAGCUACUUAGGUAUGUACCUCGCUACACUGUAUCGACCUGAAACUCUUCUACAACGACCAUUACGGUUAGUGCUUCAUAUGCUGGUGAACAGGAUUUGCUGCAUCUCCACGUGCGGUCAAUACAGCUGGAAGCCGACCGGUGUUGAUUGAGCAAAGUGGAUGUACAUGUAUAAAACAUCAUCCGGCAGCCACGCAAGGACAUUCGUUCCUUCGACUCUUCGUCCCAGUGCUCUUCUGAUGAGCUCUGAUCACACAACACCUUGGACUUGUUUCCGCCACUCGUUUGAUGAGAAUGGAUUUCCGUCGUCUGAAACAUUUCUUUCCUCCCGCAGCACAAAGUCCAAUGGCUGCCACGGCGACUACGACAGUCACGGGCACCGCCGCCGAGGCGGAUGGCACAUUCAACCAACUACCUCAGGGGAUCCUCGAGAUCAUGAUCCCAGGCUACGGCCCGCUCGCCCGAUGGGUCCUCGUCUCCUUGGGUAUCGACAUUAGCCUUUGGGUGUCUGCCGCUGUCAUAUUGCUGGCCACGAUCAAGGGCGCACAGUAUGCGUGGGUGUACAUUGAGAGAACGUUCCGACAGCUGUUCGUCAGCACGAUAUACAUAAAGGAGUACGACCAGAUCUUCGACGAUGUGAUGGCUUGGUUGGCAAAGGAGAAGUCAGCCUCGACGAAACGAUUGGCACAGGCAAAGACAGAUUAUGGCUGGUUCAAGGCGCCGGACUUGAGUAACGACAUCGCUGCCGCAUUUGACGAGAACGGCAUGUUCAGCGAUGCGCAGUAUUCUGCAAGGCGACCGGCACACUUUGAACCCUAUUACGGCCGGAGCUGGUUCUGGUGGAACGGCAGACUGUUUUGGUUCUCACGAUUCCCCGAAAGCGCAGAUACUCGAGGUACCAUGUACCGCCCACGAGAUUUGUUGCGUCUAGAGGUCGUGGGACGAGAUGUCGCGCCGAUCAAAAGGCUCUUGGCCAUGGUGAAGAUCUGGAACCUGCACAAGGACGUUGGUUUCACGUCAAUCCGACGUCCGGAGACCAAGGAUCGCGCGGACCAAUACGGGAAUCGUUGGGGCCACUCCACUUCAAGGCCUUCGCGCCCGAUUGACACCGUCAUCCUGGACAACGUCGAGAAGGCCAGGGUGAUCAAGGAUUGCAAUGAAUUUCUUCACCCAGCAUCUCCGCCGUGGUAUGCGGCACGUGGUCUGCCAUAUCGUCGAGGAUUCCUCUUCCAUGGCCCUCCCGGGACAGGAAAAUCAAGCCUGAGUUUCGCACUGGCAUCCCUGUUCGGGUUGGGUAUCUAUGUGUUGAGUUUGAACGAAGGCACACUCACCGAAGGUGAUCUCAUGCAGCUUUUCAACUCCCUCCCACGCCGCUGCAUCAUCCUACUGGAGGAUAUUGAUGCAGCCGGAUUGACGCGAAAAGAUAAGCCCAAUGCAGAGAAGGACAAGGACGGAGCUGACAAAAAGAAGACAAAGCAGAAGAAGGCCAAAACGGAGAAGAAGAAAAAGGAAAAGGAGAGGAAUGACGAGAAUGAAGAGGGAAAAAAUGAAAAUGGUCAAAUGGCCAACGGUUCAGAAGCAGGCAAAGACGUGGUCUUGACCAACGGCCACCAGAAUGGCACUUCUGGCACAAAAAUCGAGAUGGCCAAAACGAAGAAGCCGAAGGCCAAGAAGGAUAAAAAGAAGAAAUCCAAGGCGAAGAAAGACGAAGACUUUACCUUGAAGGAUCUCGCCAAGCAAUUGAAGAGCCUCAAUGGUGGCAAGGCCGAGAAAUCUACAUCAUCCUCCGAGAGAUCGACUAGCCGGGUCAGCACCACUGGUAAGAAUGGCGAGAAGAAACCCACAAUCUCCCUGAGUGGUCUUCUGAACGCCAUCGAUGGUGUUGCAAGCCACGAGGGACGCAUCCUGAUCAUGACGACCAACCAUCCCGAAGACCUUGAUCCCGCGCUCAUCCGACCAGGGCGUGUAGACCGCAAGGUUGAGUUUCGAUUGGCGGGCCCGGAUCAAACACGGGAGUUGUUCAAACGCAUGUACGCCACUCGUGAUGCCGUGCCAGACAUCGAAGUACAAGUCGACGGAAACAAGGUUCGAGCAGUACACAAGCCAUUGCUGGGAGCCUCCGUUGGCCAGAAAAAGGCGCCGACCAUCGCGUCAGCCGAAUCGACAGCUGACAGAGAAAAAGACCAGGAGCUUCUGAUCUCGGGAGAUGCCACGUUAUCUGUGGCCGACGAGGCAGCAUUGACAGUGUUGGCAGUCCAAUUCGCGGAGUGCAUCCCGGAAGAUACCUUCACACCUGCCGAGUUACAGAAUCACUUGAUGAACCACAAGAGCUCGCCGGAGUCGGCCGUGCAACAAGCGCCGGAAUGGGUGAAGAAGAUAUUGAAGGAAAAGAAGCAGACGGAAGAGAAGAAGAAAGAAGACGAGAAGAAAGCCAAAGACGAAGAUGAAGAUAGUAGCGACGAUGAGACUGAUGAUAGUUCAGAGGACGAGGAUGAUGAUGAUGACGAUAACGGCGGCGUCGAUGAUGCUGCUGCGGUUCCUAAGAAAGUCGAGGGAGCAGCUGACGAGUAGCCUUGAUGUUUUUCACAGUUGAUGAGUUAAUGAGACGAGACUAUCAUGCAGGUAAAUAGAUGGUGAUGAACGAUGAUCAAUGAGAUGCUUUGUUGUAUGGUAUCCAAUUUGUAUGGUCGACGAGAUGAGCAUGAGAUGAAGUUCGCGAAAUGUUCGGUGUUCGAUGUUCACCUGCCUUGUGAGAUGUUGGAGGUGACUCUCACAGUCCUUACCGAUAGGUCCAGGGUCGUGACGUUAAUCGAUACAGGAGCAGCUUGGUGCCUCAGGUAUUAAACUACCACACCCAUUUGCCCCCCUCUCACACGAGACCGAAACCGAGAUAUCAUGAGCACCCGGGC